Messenger RNA from Pieris rapae (cabbage white), 994 nucleotides. RefSeq names its product larval/pupal cuticle protein H1C-like. The record is from RefSeq and is a predicted model, not a curated record. The coding region runs from base 49 to 921 and encodes 290 amino acids. Lineage: Eukaryota; Metazoa; Arthropoda; Insecta; Lepidoptera; Pieridae. Gene Ontology annotation, cellular component: extracellular matrix. The transcript has 2 exons.
UUGAAACUUGAAAAUUAUCAGUGUAUCGUUAAAAAGCGUUCAAUCAAUAUGUACUCCAAAAUUAUCGCCUUGAGCGCCGUUUUGGCGGUAUCCAGUGCUGGUCUCCUGGCUGCUCCCGCAGUUCACUACUCUCCAGCUUCCGCGGUCUCCUCACAGAGCAUCGUGCGCCAUGAGCAGCCAAUCGCCGUAGCCACUAACGUCGCAUACCAAUCUGCUCCAAUUUCAUACGCGUCUCCCGCUCGGUACUCCUCCGCUGUCUCCUCCCAAAACAUCGUCCGCCAUCAACAGCCUAUCGCCGUAGCUGCUCCCAUUGCCUACAACACCGCCUCUUAUGCCUCACCUCUCUCUUACGCUGCUCCAGCACGUUACUCAUCUGCCGCUGCAGUCUCCUCCCAGAACAUCGUUCGCCACCAACAGCCGAUCGCCGUAGCCGCUCCCAUUGCCUACAACACCGCCUCUUAUGCCUCACCUCUCUCUUACGCUGCUCCAGCUCGUUACUCAUCUGCUGCUGCAGUCUCCUCCCAGAACAUCGUUCGUCACGGACAGGCCAUUGCUCCCGCCCGUUUGGCCUACCAAGCCGCUCCUGCUAUAGUCGCUCCCGUUGUGCACGCUGCCCCAUUAGUCCACGCUGCUCCAGCCCGCGCCAUCAUCGCCCAACACGAGGAAUACGACGCCCACCCCAGCUACGACUUCUCCUACUCUGUAGCCGACGGACACACCGGUGACAACAAGUCCCAGCACGAGAGCCGCGACGGAGAUGUUGUACAUGGUGAAUACUCCUUGGUUGAAGCUGACGGCUCAAUCCGCCGUGUGGAGUACUCCGCCGAUGACCACAACGGCUUCAACGCCGUCGUCAGCAACUCUGCACCCGCUCACGCCGCCCCUGCCUACGCCCCGGCUGCUGUUCUCGCCCACCACUGAUCGGACCUAAUACAGAGUAGAAUAGGAUCGUUUGUAAUAGUUCUAUUUAUAACAAUAAAAGCACUAAACUCUA